UUUAAUAGAAAUUAUUUUAAAUUCAAAUGACAAUGGACAAUAGUAAAACCGAUGAUGACAUGAUGGACGCCAUGGCUGUCAUCCAAGAAGCCCUGAUCGACCUCUACCUCAACGUGAAAGUUCGGUCCAAAGAAGAGAUAAACGAGUACGAUGAAAAAGACCUAUCUAAAGAAAGGGAUAACCUUUACAUCACAAGCCCCUUGGAUUUAAUUAAUUAUAUUCAGACUUCAGUAGAAAUACUAAUGAACAUAAAAGUGGAAGACUACCUGGCUCACCAAAGUGAACUAAAGAAACACAAAUAAAAUAAAUAAAAGAAUUAAGCAAAAGCAAAGCAACUACAAGCCAGAGGGACUUAAAGCUGAAGAUGAGGUCUCCAGAAGGCUGAAUGACUCAAAUUUAAGCGAGCAUGAACAAGCUAAAGAUUCGAAGGAAAUCUCAGAGAAAGGUCAGAGAAUCGAAACUAACAAUUUUGGUGAUGAUCUGAAGGAAACCGGAGGAGCACAAGUGAGAAAAGAAGAACAGCAUUUUAAAACUAUCUCUUCACAGAAAGAUGAUUUACUUGAUGAAGUUCUUGAAUCCUCAGACUCUUUUAUCCCAUUUAGUAAUAGGACUUCUUUGACUCAUGCUCCUACAAUUUAUGAAGAAGUUAUUCAGAAGUACGAGAACGAUAUCAGAAAUCAUAUCAGGAUUGAACAGCAAAUGAAACUUCACUCAGACAGCGUGAUCAAUAAGCUUGAAGAUAAAGAAAAAGAAUAUAAUCGUAUGAUCCUUAAUAUAAAAGAGCAUCAGGAGGUCUUCAAGAAAGAAGCUGAGCGCUUUAAGAUCGAAGCUCGUAUCAUGAGAGAAGAGAAUGAGGCUCUCAAGAAAGCACUCGAAAAGAAGAUAGAAAAAUGUCUCAAUGUUGAAAGAGAUCUUAAAGAAGCAAAUAUAAAAAUCUCUGGUCUUCAAAAUGAACUUGAUGGUUCGAGAAAAUCUCUCGAAAAGAACCCAACUCCCAGAAAAUCAUUUGUCCAAGGCGGAAUCCCCCACCACAAGCCCAAGUUCAAGUCCAACAGCGCCAACCCUAACAGCAGCAGGAAAACCACCAGCGAGUCCAUGCAGAUGUUCUAUAGUCGAAAUGUGACUGUCCCCAACAACUGCAACGAAGAACUCAUCAUUCCAGUGUCAUCGACAAGGUCGCCUCAGAAGUUUGCGAUCAACAACGGAAUCAAGAACAUCAUCAUGAAGAAAGACGGCAAGUCACCCUACCUGCAAGCUGACAUGGAGAAGCUCAAGCAGUACAUCACUGUGCCCAAGAACAAAGGCCACAAACGCAGUAAGUCACAGACGAUCAAGAGCAACCCUCCGAACCGCAAAGGAGGAGCUCGCUCGUCAAUCCGUGCAGACAGAGUCCACACCGAAGAAAACAACUCGGAGUCGUUCUACAAGAUCCAGGACUACACAUCGACUUCCAUCAACAACUCGCUGGCCUACGGAGCCCCGAAGAAGAACGUGACGCUUAAGAAGGCCAAGAUCAAGGCGGGACUGCCUAAGAGCAACCACUUCAUGAGCUACGAUGUCCGGAGCAGCUGAAACCGCUAUGAGGCAGGAGCCAGUCUCAAUGACAGUUCGUUUGACAGAAGAACGAUGAAGGUCAAGAAGAAGGUGAAGGCCAAGCGCAACUCUUCCAUUGCUAAAAUGCCUAAUAAGAAGCAAGUUCAGCCAAGAUGCAGCAGUGGAUACGGGCAUUCAAAAGUCAAAUUUUAACUCUUC
Molecule: messenger RNA, 1752 nt
Organism: Moneuplotes crassus
Lineage: Eukaryota; Ciliophora; Spirotrichea; Euplotida; Euplotidae
Source: the annotation of a GenBank genome assembly